AUGUCCGUACACCCCAAGUCACCGAAAAUCGGGGCAGGGCUCCAGAUUAUCCAGGACAAGGCGUCCGCAGACCCCCCAACGGCAAACAAGCCAGACACGGGCAAGUCUGUUUCCAAGGCCCUUGACUCCCCGCGCAUCGUCGAGACAGGCACGGGAGUCGACAAGAACAGACCGAGUCUGAGCAGACCCCCUUCGUUCCAGCGGUUCUCGGACGCUGCGCAGAAAGUGGGGGACUACUUCUCCAUGUCCAUGGCAAAUCUACACAGUGCGCAAUACCCCACCGACUCGCUCAGCUGCUCGCGCAGCAGCUCCACUGCGUCGCUCGGUAAGCUCAUCGAGACCCUGCACGGCCACAAGAAGAACACUAACCUGCCCCUGAGUCCGUCAAAGGACAAUCUGGCUUUUCUCAACAGGGCCCGGCGCAGCUCGUUGCGACUGGAAGAGCUCGACAGGCUCGAGGACACGCCGUCGCCCCUGCCACAGGUCAAGGAAACAAACUAUGUCAAGGUCGAGUACGACCCGAUCACGCGCAAGCGGAUCCUCAACACGUACGAGAUCCUCAAAGAUCUCGGUAGCGGCCAGCAUGGAAAGGUCAAGUUGGCCAAAGAUUUGCAUACAAACGAGCUCGUUGCCAUUAAGAUUGUCGACAGGGCGUCCAAGCCCAAGCUUGGCCGGCUCACGAGGCCCGGCUCGUCCCAGGAAGAUAAGAUCCGCCGCGAGAUCGCGAUCAUGAAGAAGUGCUCGCAUCCGCACGUUGUCAAGCUGCUCGAGGUGCUGGACGCAGAGAGCUCUCGCAAGAUCUACAUGGUGCUGGAGUACCUUGAGAAAGGCGAGAUCCAAUGGCAGAAGGACGACGACGAGACAGAUUGUCGGCCAGAGCCGCUGCUUUCGCUUUCGGAAGCGAAAAACGUGUUCAGAGACGUUGUCAGCGGACUGGAGUACCUGCACAACCAGGGAAUCAUCCACAGAGACAUCAAGCCGUCGAAUCUGCUGGUUUCCAAAGACUACGUGGUCAAGAUCUCGGACUUUGGAGUUUCCUUUGCUGCCAGUCUGGACGGCAACAACGAGCUCGAACUGGCCAAGACGGCCGGCACCCCGGCUUUUCUUGCGCCCGAGCUCUGCAACACCAACGGUUCGUGCGACAAAGUUACCUACAAGAUCGAUAUCUGGGCACUGGGCGUGACGCUUUACUGCCUCAUCUUUGGGUGUCUUCCUUUCAACGGCGAGACCGAAUUUGCACUAUUUGACAACAUAAACACUAAACCGCUCAGUUUUCCAGACACUUCGCAAUGGAAGUGCUCGCCACCAAUUCCCGACUAUGACCUUGCGCAGGUGACGGACCUGCUAGACCGUUUGCUUCAAAAAAACCCCGACCACCGGAUCGAGAUCGCCCAGAUCAAAGAGCACCCGUUCUUCCUGGAAGGUCUGUCGCGAGCACAGACCAGAAAGUACGUGUCCAACUGGAACAACGAGAUGAAGAUCGCCGUCAGCACCAAGGAGGUGGACGAGGCCGUGGUGGGGAUUGGCAACCGGAUCCGCAAGAAGAUCUCGGACGUGUUCAGGCUGACCGGCCUGGCCUCGCCAAAACCAAAGCAAUCGCUAUACGUGCAAUCGCUCAAGGGCCUGAUGACGCCGUCCGAGUCGGACUCGUCGUCGAACUCGUCCUCCAGCCAAACAGACCCCUCGUACCUGCUGUCCGAGUCACCGGGUUUCCCGCGCGGUGCGCUGAAGAACAGCAACUCGCUCUCGUCGCCGCUGAUCCAGACGAUCUCCAUGUCGCCGCCCAAGCUCGUGACGCGCAUGAGCGACUACCAAAGGGGGACGCGCAACUCGAUCGCGCUGUCAAUCGAGUCUGGCACAACAGAGUCGGAAACAAAACACAACGUGGACGCAGACUCGCUCAUAAUGCCCAACCACCGCGGCUCGUCUGCCAUGUCGCAGCUGUCAGAGAUCAUCAACACCAGAAGCAACCCGGACUCGUCGAACGUGCCAAUCACAGAGAGCGAGCUCACUCUCACCUCCGACGCAAGCGAGUCCGAGUCGAUCAACACAUCGCGCAGCUUCGAGCUCGAAGAGAAGCCCGAGCCACUGUCUGGCAACAAGACCUCCUUGCCCAUGGUGCCCAGCUUUGCUUCCCUCGACAGCUUCUAUGACAGCUCUGCUGCCUCCGCGUACGAGACCUCCAUAUACACGGGGAUCCCGUCGCAACGGAUGCCAACCACCCUCGGCAGCAGAAACACGUCGGGCGGCACGCUGGGCGCACAGCCGCGCACGUCGCCCGUGGCUACCAGAGCUCCCCCAAUAGGAGUUCCUCUGCACACGCUGGACUCGGCCAUUUCCGUGCCCGAGUCGCUGCGGCCAGACAUGGACUCAAUUUCUCCGGCCGUCACGCACGAGUCCACCAGCAGCAGGCGGAACCCAGCAGGCACUCUGGCCCAGGCCGCGCGCGAAAGACCGCGCCGCAACUCGCGCAAGGUGGUGUUCAACAACGAGUCCGAAAAUUCGUCUGCCGACGAGUCUGUGGCCAGUCGGCCUGUUGCUGCCCCUGUUGCUGCCCCUCGUCACCAUCUGUACGGCAAACGGCUGGCCACCGCGUCGGCUCAGCAGGAGUCCGAGUCCGAGUCAGACUCCGACUCCGACAACUCGGCAGAGCUCACGCUUUCGUUCGGCGCAAACAGAUCCAGACCAGCACAGCCACGGUCCACAAGCUUUGCCGGCCUUGCGUUUUCAGACACCAUCCACGACGUUCCUUUGAACCUCGUCCCUGCAGACCCGCAAACCGAACACCACCAGUUGAUUCCCGAGAUUGGCGGAAUCGACCUCAACAGCAAAUGA
This is a messenger RNA of Ogataea philodendri, 2835 nucleotides long. RefSeq lists its product as uncharacterized. The record is from RefSeq and is a predicted model, not a curated record. Bases 1 to 2835 code for a protein of 944 amino acids. Gene Ontology annotation, molecular function: ATP binding; protein kinase activity. Gene Ontology annotation, biological process: protein phosphorylation. Lineage: Eukaryota; Fungi; Ascomycota; Pichiomycetes; Pichiales; Pichiaceae. The transcript has a single exon.